AUGGCAAAAGGCUCCUUCACGUUUGCUGUUUUCCUUCUAGGAUAUCUCCUUAAUGCUGAAUACGCAGUUUUCAUUGAUCGGGAAGAGGCAAGUUCAGUUUUACUCCGAUAUAAACGAUUCAAUUCUGGACGCCUGGAGGAGGUGAUUGCUGGAAACCUUGAGCGAGAGUGCUUGGAAGAAAAAUGCAGCUUUGAGGAAGCAAGAGAGGUCUUUGAAAACCAGGAGAAAACGGUGGAAUUUUGGAAUGCAUAUAUUGAUGGAGAUCAAUGUGAAUCAAACCCUUGCCAAAACGGAGGGAAAUGUGAGGAUCAAGUUGGUUACUAUAUCUGUUGGUGUUCCGCUGGUUUUGAAGGAAGAAACUGUGAAUUAGACGCUACUUGCGCAACUAAGAAUGGAGGCUGCAAGCAAUUUUGCAAGAACAGCCCAUCGGGAAGAGUGAUCUGUUCUUGCGCUCCUGGCUACAAACUUGGGGCAGACCAGAAGACCUGUGAGCCAGCAGUGCCCUUUCCAUGCGGAAGGAUUUCUGCUCCAGAGGUGGUCAGCAAGCUCACUCGUUCCGUGAACUCAUUUGACAGCUGGUUCUCCACCAAUGACACGGAUGACAUCAUAGAAGAGCUGGACAACAUCACCAAGAUUGUUCCCCUGUCAGCAACCCGAAAUCGAGUGGUUGGGGGCACAGACAGCAAGAAAGGCGAAGUGCCUUGGCAGGUUCAUGUGCUUAACAGUGAGCGGAAGGGAUUUUGUGGAGGCUCAAUCAUCAAUGAAAACUGGAUUGUGACUGCAGCACAUUGCAUUGAAGCUGGACCACGCACUAUUGUUGCAGGUGAACUCAACUUAGAGGAAGAUGACCACACCGAACAGGAGCGCAGCGUGGUCAGGAUAAUCCCUUAUCCUGCAUACAAUAGUAGCCUGAAGUACCACAAUGACAUUGCCCUCCUCGAACUGGAUUCCGCACUGGAACUGAAUAGUUAUGUCACCCCUGUUUGCCUAGCAGACAAGGAAUUCACAAACAGCCUUCUCAAGUUUGGAGGAAGCACUGUGAGUGGCUGGGGAAGACUGGCAUACCAAGGGAGGGAGGCGAGCAUCCUCCAGGUACUGAAGGUUCAGCUGAUUGAUAGGGCAACCUGUCUGAGAAGCACCAGAUUCACCAUUGUGCCCACCAUGUUCUGUGCAGGACAUCCUUACGAGGCAAAGGAUACAUGCCAAGGAGACAGUGGAGGUCCCCACGCAACAGAAAUAGAAGGCACCUGGUUUCUAACUGGGAUAACCAGCUGGGGGGAGCAGUGUGCCAUGAAAGACAAAUAUGGUGUCUACACCAGAGUUGCAAGAUAUGUCAAGUGGAUCAGAGACACAACAAGGGGUACAUAAGGCCAGAACCAAAGUUUUUCUAUUCCUUUCCAAAAGAUAUUGUUGGUCUUUGACCGUAAAUAAAAUUACCUUACCUUCUCAAAGGAUCAUCCUCUUGUGGAGAGGGGAAAAUUUAAA
Messenger RNA from Sphaerodactylus townsendi, 1485 nucleotides. RefSeq names its product coagulation factor IX (gene F9). Gene Ontology annotation, molecular function: serine-type endopeptidase activity; calcium ion binding. Lineage: Eukaryota; Metazoa; Chordata; Lepidosauria; Squamata; Sphaerodactylidae. The transcript is spliced from 8 exons. The record is from RefSeq and is a predicted model, not a curated record. Gene Ontology annotation, cellular component: extracellular region. Bases 1 to 1368 code for a protein of 455 amino acids. Gene Ontology annotation, biological process: zymogen activation; blood coagulation.